Molecule: messenger RNA, 942 nt
Organism: Pelmatolapia mariae (spotted tilapia)
Lineage: Eukaryota; Metazoa; Chordata; Actinopteri; Cichliformes; Cichlidae
Product: adenosine receptor A2a-like
Exons: 2
Coding region: 22-942 (306 amino acids)
Biological process (GO): vasodilation; adenylate cyclase-activating G protein-coupled receptor signaling pathway; G protein-coupled adenosine receptor signaling pathway
Cellular component (GO): plasma membrane
Molecular function (GO): G protein-coupled adenosine receptor activity
Source: RefSeq, a predicted model, not a curated record
AAUAUUUUCGACGUGGCGUACAUGGCGGCUGAGCUCGUCAUCGCCUUUUUCUCCACUACAGGAAAUCUACUGGUCUGUGUCGCUGUGGGCCUCAACCGUAAAUUGCGCACCGUCACCAACUACUUCCUGGUCUCGCUCGCAGUUGCUGACAUUUGCGUGGGCGCAAUCGCCAUUCCCUGUGCCAUCCUGACCGACAUUGGCAUGCCGCGCCACAAUCUCUACCUGUGUCUUCUCAUGCUCAGCGUUUUGAUCAUGUUCACCCAGAGCUCCAUCUUCAGCCUGCUGGCAGUGGCUGUGGAGCGCUACAUCGCCAUCUUCAUGCCUUUCCGAUACCAGGUCCUGAUGACGCCUCGCAACGCUGUGCUGGUGAUCCUCGCCACAUGGAUUCUGGCGUUUCUCAUCGGACUUGUGCCUCUGAUGGGCUGGCACAAGACGCCGCCUGACACGGGCUACUGUUUCUUCGUCCUGGUGGUGGACAUGACCUACAUGGUCUACUUCAAUUUCUUCGCUUGCGUGCUCACUCCUCUGGUGAUCAUGUUCCUCAUCUACGCCCAAAUCUUUGUCACGGUUAAGCGGCAAGUACGGCGCAUCACAUCUGAGCAAAGCGGCAGAGGUGACGGACAAAUCAGGACCGCGGCCAGCAUGCGACGAGAGAUGAAGACGGCUACUUCUCUCUUUCUGGUUCUUUUCCUCUUUACGGUCUGCUGGAUCCCACUUCACAUAAUCAACUGCUUCCUGCUUCUCUGUCCGCGCUGCUAUGUACCUCUUGAGCUUCUGCUCACAGCCAUCAUCCUGUCACACGCAAACUCUGCUGUCAACCCUUUCCUUUAUGCCUACACCAUGACGGCUUUCAGGGACACAUUUAAAGCUAUUUUUAUGUGCUGCAGGACAGUGGUGGACAGAGAGGCUUUAAAUGAGACCAACAGCGGGGAUCAACGCUAG